GUUGCCAUAGAUUAUAUAUAUAUAUAUGUGUAUGGCUGCGUUGUGGGUAAAAACGCAGUUACAGAACGUUUCACAGCCAAAUCAUUUUCAGUAGGUGAACAAAGUGCUACUGAAAAUAAAGUAAACAAAAUUAUUAAAUAAAGAAAAAAUAAAAAAAAAUAUUUAAAAAUAAAAAGUGUGUUCUACCGUUCUACGUGUUGAUACGAGACUUCCAUUCGAUGAUUUCAUUAAAAAGAUAUGUGAAUAAAUAAGACAAUCAAGACGAAUAUACACCAGGGACAAUAUCAGUUGAGUUAAGACGGUUUUAGUUUUAUGUAAAAGUGCUUACCAAAAACACUUGAUUGUUUUGAUCAUGACAACUACAGAAAUGACAACUUCAGCAGAAAGGCGAGAGGCGUUUUCGAGACGAGCGGAAAGCUUAGUGGAGAGGAAAUAUGUUGUGAACACGGACCAAAGUGGCGAAAUUCAUGUCGUAGUACAGGGUGACCUGACCCAGCAAGAGAAAAGGGCUGUAUUCAUGACCGUUCACGAUUUGGGCUGCAAUCACAACUCAUUUCAAGAAUUCGUCAACAGUCCGUGCAUGACCGAAAUCAAGGAGCGUUCAUGUUUCAUUCACAUCGAUGUAACGGGCCAUGCGGACAAUGCUGAAAGUCUACCCGAUACCUUUCAAUUUCCGUCGCUGAAGACACUCGGUGAAGAUCUGGUAACUGUUCUCGAUUUUUUGCAUGUAAAAUAUGUCAUUGGAUUGGGAGAAGGAGCUGGAGCCAAUGUUUUGGCUCGUUUCGGUAUUGCCCAUCCUACGAGAUCUCUUGGACUAAUACUAAUUAAUUGCACCGGAAGUGCGGCUAGUGUGGUCGAGACAUUUAAAACAAAGUUCAUCAAUUGGAAAGGAGAUGAAGUUGCUUCGUCGGCGGAAAGUUUCUUGGUUUUCCAUAAAUUUGGACAUCAAAUAUCUAGCGAAAACAGUCCGGACAAGGAGAAGAUUAUGGCGGAGUAUCAGUCUCGUUUGCGCACAAAUCUGAACAGCAAAAAUGUCGGGCUCUAUUUUAAGUCAUUUAUGAGUCGCAAAGAUCUAUCACUGAAAGAGUGCAAAGUUGAUACGCUACUGAUCACGGGCAUGCUGAGCCCAUAUGCAUCGAUGGUUGAGAAACUGCACCGUGACGUGGAAAAGGAGAAAAUCACCAUGUUAAAAAUUGAACGCGCUGGUGACGUACUCACGGAUGCUCCAUCGAAGGUUGCCCAGUCAGUGUUACUAUUCUGCAAAGGACAAGGUCUUCUCACAUCCGUAGCUAUGCCCGGCGUAGAUCGUGGUCGUGCGUAUUCAACCAGUUCGGGAGGAUCAACGGAUGGACAGUUAGCGAAUCGAUUGUCGCGUGGAAUGUCGAUGGAAGAGUAUGAUAAGCCUAAUAUUCGACGGCUCAGUAUCAACGAUGUUAGCCGUAAAUGAGAUUUGUAUUUUUAAAUUCAUUUUUGAUUUGCGGAAAGUUAUCGCUUUUGUAGAUGAAGUAGUCAAUAAUAAGGACCGUGUAACCGUAUUGCAGUAGAAACUAUCCACAAAUCAACAUUAUUAUCCCAACGGCUCUGUAUGGAUGUUAGAACUGUGCACAGGGCCCUGUCAGUAUUUUUUGUUCAUCCGGAUUUUCAUUGGUCCGUAUUUUAUCAAACAUUCAAUUUUGUCUCUUUUCCUACAAUCGCCAUUGCUGCAUCUCAAACCACCGUCUUAGUUAACUCCCUUGUCUCCCUUCAUCUUCCUUCGUUUUUUUUAAAGAUCCCUGAUGCACAUACAUUUAUACAGAGCCUCAUAAUUUUAUUUAAAUAAACUCGAGUCUCUUUGAUUUAUUUGCAAUGACAUGCUACACUCAAAGAUUCGAAACCAAACAACAAAACAAAAAAAAAGCAAUUGGCAAUAGGCCAAAAACAAUGUUAUAAGACUUACUCUAUCGUAUAAUAUCUGUUGCUAAAUGACACCUUACAUAAUACAUGUUAUAAACACAUCGUCGAUAAAUCUCUGAACCAAAGCUCUAACGUUUUCAGAAUUACAUAGUUUCUGGGAAUUAGCUUUUGAGAUCAACCAAUUUUUAUAAUUAGAAAUUGAGCUCGGCAUGCAACAUAAAGUGGUAUGUAGUUUCAACAGAAAAUGUGUUGACCUUUUUUUUGUUUUAAUCAAACACUGUUUGAGUGAUUUUAAAGUCCAUCUAACUUCGGCUUUGUAUGCACAAGGUGUGUCCGCUCCGAUCGCCUCUGUUUAAAGUUCCGACAACCGGAAAAGAGUUGAGGUGUCCGUAAACCUUCUAUGUUUGUGUGUCCUGGUGAAGACAAUCUGUGAACGAUACGUUUCGUAAUGUAGACAUUCUUACCCGCGGAUGAUUGUGUAUGAUAUUGGCGACCGUAAAUUCUUUUUAAGAACAGUUAUGUAUGCGCUGCUGUUUUUCCACCAAUUUUCGCACAAUUUUUGUUGGGUAAGAUUUCUGGCUUCCAGGGCAGAAUGCGUCACAAAAAUUGAUAUCACAUCUUUUGGAAGUUGGACAGGAUCCAAUAUGCGUCCCCUUAUUCCUCUUUUUAGGUUUUUGUGUGAUAUCCGUCAUUUUGGAAGUUUCGAGGAUGGCUUAGUGUUCAACAAAUGUACGGUUUUUGAUUUAAGACAUGCGUUAGAUAAUGGACAAUUCAAUACAAAAUUCAUAAAAGGAACACAGGAAAUUCUCUAAAAUUCCUUAAAUUGUCACUCUGCGAAGAUGGUUUCAUACAACUUUUUCCGCAGCUCUGAUACCUUAAACAAUUCUUAGUACAGGGACUCUUCUAAGUCGGGCGGAGAUGGAGGAGAAUGGAGAAACUAGAAAAGUUUACUGAUACUACUUUCGCAACAAACAUAGGCAGUCUACCUCUAUGCACACACAUUAAGGUCAAACUAGAACUUCCAGUGUGAACAAACAGACCAAAGAUUUUUUUGUGUGAAAAAUUCAUUUCGCUUUAUGUUCUAUGCCGAGUUACUACUGAGGAAAAAAAGAGGAAAUGUUUUCGUUAUAUUUAUCCAUGUAACGAUGGAAUCAGAGACAUUUAACAUAAGUUUUUUAAGGAUUCUUUUAGAGAAAUAUUUUUACACUCAAAACUAACAUAUUUCUUGUCGCAUAUACACUACAAAUGGAACACACAACUUUUUCUACAACGUAUAUAUACAAAUUGAUUUCUAUCAAAUUUACAAAAGAAAAAAUUAAAUUAAAAAAAAUAGUAGAAAUUAGAAACAGUAGAAUAAUAAUCGAAAGCAAAAAAACAUUCACCUCAAUGUCGAUCUUUAUGUUUAUUAUAUCACACAUAAUCACGAACGUAAAUACUUCAUUCUAUUACCUGCAUUAAUGGCUCUACUCGAGAUGCUACAACAGUACUGGUCACCUCUGGAGCUCGAGUGAAACCCUAAGUAAAUAACAACAGUCCAGGCCAUAAUUUUAUGCAUAGUUUCACAGGCCGAAUACAUAACAAAGUGAUCUUCACAUGACCAUUACGUGAUAAUAUAACCUAAAAGUGAUAAUAAACCGAAAGACCACAUGCAUAUCUGACCCUCGUAAGGCCACUGUUUGAGACCUAUGUCAUAAUGUUACAUUACCCGAUACGAAAAACAUUUCUUUUUAUGACUUUGUUUUGAGUGCAAGGGGGACUCUAAUGAUGGUAGACCUAGUGAAAAAUUACACGGGCAAACAUGUUUGAAAAUGACAGUGGCACCAUGUUAUGCAGUGUAACUCUAUGACUGACACACUCGUUAAGACUCUUUCUUUCAGCGUUCAACACUGAGAUUCAAAAAUCAAAGAUUUUUUGUUGUAUCGGGUAAAGUAACAAUAUGCUUUCAAACCGCUGCCUUAGAAGAGAGUGAUAGUGAUAUGCAUGUGGACUAUCAGUAUCUAACGAUUAUCACAGAUUAAAAAAUGACCCCUUGACGGGGCACAGAUUACACUCAAGGAAAUAACGUCUAAAAAUCACCAAUUCACCAAUCAACGACAUUCAGUUAAAAAAACUCGAAAUUUAUUCAUCAGCUGAUUUGUCAAUUCAUGCGAAUAUUUCAAGAAAUACAAUUCCGCAUCAGUUUUAUUAACAGAGGCUCAGUAUUCAGUACAUAUUGGUUGUGUGUCAAUUAUACGUAGCUUAAUAUACGGAUAUUUCAUGAAGUAAAGGACUACACACACAACUAGCGCCAUCUUUAGCUAUGAGAAAAUUGCUGACAAUAAAAGAAGUGGUGAAAAGAAGCACACUUCCACAACCAAUAAUUAUUAUGCUGAAUAGAAAUGUGACAUUGGAUUGACUUUGUUGCUACACAUCAAAAACGUUUUAAGCUCACCUCGUAACGAUAGUUAACUCGCAAUUGUCGCGUGAUUAUGAAAACACAGUCUGAAAUUUUGGAAUGGUAUUCCUUUUUUGUGGAAAACUGAUGGAAAAACAUUGUCAAUUUUCGGAAAGGAAAAAUUGUGUUCAGUCGAAUGAACUUCGUUUUUCUUUUACUUUAAAUCUGGAUAAUCCCAACUAACUGUCAUAUCAUCUGUCUAUUGAAAGCGUUAAAGGUACGAAAAUCAGAAGUUUUGUGUUUGACCAAUAAAUUUACAAAUUUGGCUUCGAUUCUAAAAAAAUAUAUUUGUAGAAAGUCAUCGUUGAAAUUUCUAGUUAAAUAAUACAAUUUUAAAAAAUAAAUUUGAAAAAACAAAAUUAUAUAAAAAAUGAAACCUAAAAUUAAUAUUUUAUUUAAAAUAAAUAUUUGUAAUUGCAAAAUAUAUUCGCGUAGAGUUUAAACUUUUAACAGUUAUUUAUCUUACAAAAUAAAAAUAAUCAAUUGAA
Molecule: messenger RNA, 4815 nt
Organism: Bradysia coprophila
Lineage: Eukaryota; Metazoa; Arthropoda; Insecta; Diptera; Sciaridae
Source: RefSeq, a predicted model, not a curated record